GUAUAAGCAAGAAGAUAUACAUUAUACUCACGUUGAGUUUACAGAUAACUCAUUAUGCUUGGAGCUUAUAGAAAAACCUCCUCGGUGCAUAUUCAAACUUCUCACUGAACAAUGUCACAUGCCCAAGGGAUCGGAUUCAGCGUAUUUGAAUAAUCUGCAUGCGGAAUUCGAAUACAAUCCUAUGUACAUAAAGGGUUUAGAUCGUCGCCAUUGGGAAACAGAGUUUGGUAUUAGACACUACGCAGGAAAAGUAAUUUAUUCAGUAGAGGGAUUUGUUGAUAAAAAUCGAGAUAUGCAACAAGAUGUUCUUUUUGAUUAUAUGAGUCGUAGUGAACACACAUUUCUUUGCGAUCUUGCUAAAAGCCAGGAUCAAUCGUGCUCUAAUUUAAUACCUAACGUUUCAACCAACCAACGGGGUACAAGUAAAUCCAAAUCUACAGUCAGCGAUCAAUUUCGUCAACAAUUACAGUCUUUGAUCGACGUACUCCAGAAUACAAAACUAUGGUAUAUUCGAUGUAUAAAACCAAAUUCUCUUAAACAAGCAAAUAUAUACAAUGAGUCCUUAGUUCUCGAUCAAUUGAGGUACCUUGGAAUUUUAGAUAUAAUUCGAAUUAGACGCGAAGGCUUUCCAAUUCAUCUGACUUUCUCAGAAUUCAUAUCAAAAUAUAAAUGUGUGAUAAGAAAUAAAACAUUUUCAAAUAGCCUUAAUGAUAUACUGCUUGUAUUAAAAGAGCUUAAAGUCCCAGAAACUGAGUGGCAAAUUGGCAAAACAAAAAUAUUUUUAAGAAGCUCUGCAAUUGAGCCGUUGGAGGAUGAAAGAAAAAGGAUAAGAUGUGCCAACUCAAUAAUUAUACAGAAAAACUGGAGACGUUACUUAAACAAUAAGAAUUAUAUGCAUGUAAAGAAAUCUAUACUUAUUAUACAACACGCGUAUAGGGGUUGGAAAUUGCGAAUUAAAUUUUUAAGAAUACGUCGAAGCGUAAUAAUAAUACAAAGUCGACUACGUGGUGUAUUUGCAAGAGAG
Drosophila arizonae is the source of this 1024-nucleotide messenger RNA. It is a transcript of the gene Myo81F, whose product is annotated as unconventional myosin 81F. Gene Ontology annotation, molecular function: microfilament motor activity; actin filament binding; ATP binding. NCBI's taxonomy places the organism in Eukaryota, Metazoa, Arthropoda, Insecta, Diptera, Drosophilidae. The record is from RefSeq and is a predicted model, not a curated record. Gene Ontology annotation, cellular component: membrane; cytoplasm; actin cytoskeleton. Gene Ontology annotation, biological process: signal transduction; actin filament organization.